CUUGGCUUCACAAUUGCCACCAUCUCAAAACCAUUAUCAACCACAGAAACACUAACACGAAACAAAUCCAUGUCCAUAAUGCCAAUCAACGAAAAAAAUCUCCAUUUCCUCCUCUCAGCUACAUAUAAAUUCUACCAUCAGGUCUUACCGAAAUCAAGAAACCCCAGUAUUCGACUUCCAGAGCAUUUGCAGUGGAGUUAGAAUCCAUGUCGCCUUCGUGCGCCACAGUGCCAGGCACGCUUAGAACAGAAUGGUUCAACCCAAAUAGGAACAGGCUAAUUGCUCCUGCGAGAAUCAACCAGACAGGCAAGUGCGGAUUGAGUAGAAGGGGUUUUGUUUUUAAAGGGGUUUUUGCUGCUGGAGCUUCAGUUAUAGCCCCUUCUGAAGCUGCACAGCCCUCUCAAGUAGGGUUGGAAAGGUUGCCAUUUAAGCCAGAGGGGUACAACUUCUGGACAUGGAAAGGCCACAGAAUUCAUUAUGUGGUGGAAGGAGAGGGGGCUCCAAUUGUUCUAGUUCAUGGGUUUGGCGCUUCCGCUUUUCACUGGAGGUAUAAUAUACCAGAAUUAGCUAAAAAAUACAAGGUUUAUGCUCUGGAUUUGCUUGGCUUUGGAUGGAGUGAGAAGGCACUCGUUGAGUAUGAUGCCUUGAUCUGGAGAGAUCAGGUUGUGGAUUUUUUAAAGGAGAUAGUCAAAGAACCAGCAGUUUUAGUUGGAAACAGCCUCGGAGGAUUUACAACUUUGGUAGCAGCAACAACAUUGCCAGAGCAAGUGAAAGGAGUUGUCUUGUUAAAUAGUGCGGGACAAUUUGGGGACGCAAGUUCUGCAACAACUGAGCAAGAAGACACAGCCUUACAGAAGCUCAUCCUAAAGCCAUUGAAGGAAAUCUUUCAACGUAUUGUUCUUGGAUUUUUGUUUUGGCAAGCCAAACAGCCAGCUCGAAUCGAAUCUGUUCUGAAGAGUGUCUACAUAAAUUCUUCAAAUGUAGACAAUUAUCUUAUCGAUUCAAUAACUAGGCCUGCAGCUGACCCUAAUGCAGGAGAGGUGUAUUACAGGGUGCUGGACUUGGGACUUCAGGCUUCUGCAGUUCAGCCCAACACUCCCCUACCCACCAAUUGCUGGACUUGACCCUUCACCGGCCUCUGCCCAAUAUGUAUAAACAACUUUAUACAUAGAGUCUCAAUUUUUUUUUUUAUAUGGAUUGCAAUAUAUUUGAAAUUUUUAUAAUUCAAUCAUUAAUAUUUUUAUGGUUUUGUCUAAAGUGUCGAUCAACACCAGUGCCUUUUGUAUCAGUUGCAAUCAUGCAUGCUAUGUUUGGCUGCGACCAAUAUUGAUACCAGGCCACUUGAUACAAUACAAAUUAAAUAGCAUACUGCAUACAUGAGAAAAGACAUGUAGUCUGCACUUUGCAAACAUGAGAACAUCUUUCAUUUCAUAGUUUAUAUAUUUUACCCCACUCCUCCCUUUUAUAGCUGUAUCUUGGUGAUAUCUACUAAUCUACUAUCAGUUGCAUUAGGCACCGAUAUUGUUAGUAAUAUCAGUUUGUGUCUUCAUAUUUAUGCAUAAAA
This is a messenger RNA of Ipomoea triloba (trilobed morning glory), 1564 nucleotides long. RefSeq names its product pheophytinase, chloroplastic. The transcript is spliced from 7 exons. Gene Ontology annotation, molecular function: catalytic activity. Gene Ontology annotation, cellular component: chloroplast. Lineage: Eukaryota; Viridiplantae; Streptophyta; Magnoliopsida; Solanales; Convolvulaceae. The record is from RefSeq and is a predicted model, not a curated record. The coding region runs from base 207 to 1124 and encodes 305 amino acids.